CAAAGCAAAAGAAAGAAAAAGAAGAACGUCAGCUGGAUAGCUGCAUCAAGGGUAAGCACCACAAGAGAAGGAUAAAGCAAGCAAGUAAGCCUCACGAAUCAACCAAGCCUUGCAAGAACGUUCCUGCUUUUCGUCUCUUCUCACGAACUGCCGACCUCGGAAGUGUUGAUGGACUUUCCACGAACGCGACCAUGGACGGGUCGAGGGCACGCGCCGCCGAAGUGUGGCCGGUAUUUCCGGCGGGGACCUUCGGUUCAGGACCUGCGCAGCAGAGCACGAGGUACAGUGGAGGAGCGGAAGAGAGAAGUCGUGGUAGCUCAGGCUCUGCUCCUAAGGUCGAGGAUCCCGAGCGUUCCUUCGCGAGCUCACCCAGCAGCCACACGAUGAACUCGGGUGAACGACGAAGCUCGACGAUGGAGCACUCACAGUUCUCCAGAAUAAUCCACGACGCUCGGAGGCCUCAUGCAAUGCGUCGCAAUGGAAAGGGGGGCAUCAAGACUCGAGAGACGCGGCUGCAAUACAAGGGCACCUCGAACGUUGCUGAGCAGCACAGAGAUUCGAGCCGGAGAUCAAGGGAUGACAGGUGGCAGCAAUGCACAGCUCCCGAUUACGACGCACCUGAUAGCAAUUCAAGGGUGGCACAGCAGCAGCACAUGAGAUGCCCCGAGGAAGCCCUGCAUGACAAGAGGCGAAUGACGUCUGCCAUACCGAAUCCGAGGUCCACACGGAGGCUACGUCGCAAUGUCCAUGAGGCUAAUCACUCCAGCGACGCUGCUUCUAGACUACCGGUACCAGUCCAAAGAAAACAUGUUUCACCAAGAGUACAACCUUCUGUGCCUCUAGAAGAUAUGAAAAGCCCUUCGCGCACAGAACUCAAUGACCGGACGGAUCUUGUUGAAAAAAGAACGCUUGACACUUCGUUGGAGGCUAAGAGCAGCGAAAAAACGCUGCUAAAGAAGACCGGCGUGACAAGUCCCCCCUUGUUCGGGAGAAGAGCUAAACAACAAAAGGACGCUGUACUUCCGAGAAAAUCGACAUUACUGAUGACGAAAGAUGCUGUAAGCGGAUUAGAAGGUCCAAUAAAUGAAUGGUCAGUGGCGACACCAGCUGAACAGCAUGACAGAAGCGUCCAGCCUAUCCCUUUAAAGCGAUCCAGCCUGUCUCCAACUGCCAAACCACUCUGUGCGCCAAGAAGCCUAUCGGUACAGAAACCAAACCAAGCUAAUGAUCGCCAAAGGCAAACGAAGUUUUCCACCGCAGGAGAAAAUGGAUUGAGCGCCAUAACUGACACGCCAUGCUUCACAGCCAUGACUUCACUGUCUCCUCCUGAUGUCGCUAAACCUGCCUCUUUGUUGCUUGAUAGCCGAGCCAAAACAGAGGCAACGCCCAGCAAGGCUAAACGAGUUUUGGAACGACCACCGAAUAGCUUUACAGUUCAAGAAGUGCCACAGCUUGUCAACAGCACCAAGGAUAGCGCUGCUUCUAAAUGUACAGGGCAAGGCAAUCAGCCUGGCGGCAGUGUUGUCCCAUCCUGGAGAGAAAAACUGAAGCGCAGGUCAACGUGCUGCGCCCCUGAUGUGCGACACGACGAGUCGGUGAACGACAGCUUGCGAGGCACCAGAUUUUCGUCGUCUGAGCAGAAGGUUCUUGAGCGAAGUGAGAUAGAAUCGAGGGAGCAGCCGCCUGUAUUUCCAAAUAAAACAAGCGAUGUAGAUUUGGAAAAGCUGAAAACACACUCUGAAAACAUGAACGGCGCCACAGCACCGGUUACUACGUGGUUAAAGAUGGCCAAUGAUGCGGGGGAAACUAUGCCUCCAAAGAAAUUAACAAAGGAACCACGAGCAGUGGGAAAUGCCAAAACAACGGCACUUCGGGACGAGGGCACGCGAAUAACGUCUGUGAUCACGAAGGUGCGAGACAAAGACGAAAAGGGAGGCGAGAAAUCGCGACAAGGAGAUCUGGUUGCCGAUAAAAGGCGCUCUCAUCCUGUAACAGAUGACGUCUCCUACACGAUGGCUCAGAAGAGCUCCAGGAGCACAGCAGCAAAGAGGAGUGUUCAGACAGGCUUCGAGUCAGCCGGCGGUAACUUCGGCACACUGAAGGUGUUACUUGCGGGGAAGCAAGUUGUCGAAAACCUCGAAGUGUCUGUUCCUAACGUGGACGCGUCAACUGGAGCCCAGAAGCUGCCAGCGGUGAACGACAGUGCUAAGGAUCUAGAAGGCACAAAGGCGACAAGCGAAGUCUUGAAUGGCGAAAAGCGGGACCCGUCGCUGCGCGCAAAGGCUGUAAAGAUUCUGGCGGAGCACACGGCAAUUUCUCCAUCUCCACUUGUUUCAAACGAGGACUCUCAGGAAGAAGCACAAUCUAUCAAACUAGACGAGGGCGACAUGUGGCUCGAGGAGUGCCGGUUUGCUUGCGAAGGGGCCUCCACUGUGAUCGCCCUCGUGCUCGUGGUCCUGAUCCUGUACGGCGUUGCGCGGCCGAUGUACGUCCGUGACUCGGAUGCCCAGAUUAUCAGGUUACAGUCUUGCCACGGCGAAUGGUGCGACCGGCUCGGGCUCUGGCUGCUGCCCAACAAAAGCAAUCCGGAGAAAGACCCGUGCGAGAACUUUUACGAGCGUGUCUGCUACGAAUGGAGUAUGGGUCGCGAGAACACAACGUUUGUAAGAAGCGUCGUCGACUACGCCUACAACUUCGUCAUCGGGAGGAUCUCGAGGAGCCCGAUGCCAUCCUUUAUCCGGAACGACCUGGACCAGUUCGUGGCCUUUCUCAAGGUGUGCAUGUCAGACCCAAGCUUCAGCGACACCGUGUCGGGAUGGAUGUCGCUAAUUCGCUACGAGCUGGGCGAUGACUAUCUUGUACUCCGGCAAUGGAACUGGUCGCGCAUAAUGCAGGCCGUGAUAAAAAAGAGUUUAGUCUAUGGUCUCCAAACCAUUGUGGACGUGAGAGUUGGUCGCCGCCCGGAUAAACCCGACAAAGCUGGACUCUUUCUUUCGGUCGAUGGGUGUAUCAUUAGUUUAUUUUCACUGAACCGCAGUGAUACCCGCGCAAUUAUGUCCUUGCUUAGAGAAAUAAUCGACGAGCUCCCGGAGUUUCAGUACGUAACCGACGCCGCAGCUCAAGUGAAGGACAUUGCAUUUUCCAUACACCAGAAAAGAAAAGAACCAGUCAAGAAAAGCAUGCUUUGCCAAAACCUCGAAUCUAUCGCAAGGGGUGUUGAUACCUCAACUUGGCUGAGCGAGAUUAACCAAUACGUUUCGGCGAAUAUGAGUCUCGAGAACGAUUGCAUCGUUCAGACUCACGAGACCACCGAUUACAGGAAUCUGUUCCCGACUCUCGAAGAGUAUCCUACCGAGAUAAGGGCCCUGUACAUCAACGUACUUAUGGUUGGUCAGGUUCUCCGAUAUCGGUACAGCUACGUUACCCACAUGUUGUCCAAAUUGCACGUGUGUAUGCACGCGUCUCGCGGCGCAUUCCGCCACCUGUGGGUGAAACUGAUGAUGGACGCGGCGGGCUUGCAGGUGCAGGUGAGAUACCUCAGUAACCUGUUCGAAGGCGUUAAGCAGGAAGUCAUCGCCCACCUCGAACGAAUAGAAGGCUCCAAAGUGACCAAGGUCGCAAUGGUGGCCCUCAUAAACAAAACCGAGCUACGACCCAUCAGCAGUGCCAAAAUUAUGAAUGAAAGCCUUUACAGAUAUCCUCAGCUCGUCGUUGGGUAUCACAUGCCACAGUACUUCCUGCAGACGUUAGCGGCUCAGGCCAAACGCAGCGUCAACCAGGUGAUGGACGAGGACAGCAUGAUCGAUUUCAAGGGAGAGGCCAUUUUGAAACCCACUUACAACACGGAUGAUCUGACCAUCAGCGUGCCGUUUCUGUUGCUCUUCCCACCCGUCUUCUACGUGUACCGCGAGGAACAGUUCCAUAACUUCGCAACACUGGGAGUUCUACUCGCCCUCGAAUUGGUUAGGGAGGCUGGCAGACGUUCGCUGCUGGACUUGCGCGCAGCCAACGAAAACGCCCGGUGUCGGAUACAGCGGUACCUGCGCCUGCCGGGCACAGGAAGCGUUGAUCCAGCCCAGCAUGAUGCCACUGAAGUCUUCAUGUGGGAGCUGGCAGUGCGUGCGGCACUCAGUAGCCUCGAGAACUACACAGAACAGAGCAUGUCUUCCAUAGAGGCGUCAAGUUAUGGAGAGCAGCUGAAGCAGGUCUUCUUCGAGCGCUUCUGCAUGCUCAGCUGCGCAUUACCAGGCGACGACACCACGAGCGGCAUGAAGCAUUGCGUUCUGCCGUUGAUGAAUAUAGCCGAAUUCGCAGUGACCUACCGAUGUGCAACCAAGAGCAGCACGAGGUGUGGUGAAAUGUGAACCCCGCGUACCGUUCUAGCGUUCGGCCGUCUGAGCGCCAUCAGGCGCGACGCGCGUAAAGUGUGCAUAGUAGUAUUACGUUUGCGCCUUUGCGACUGUAGGUUUUCGCUGUUGGAGUGGUUUAGCGGCUGACAUCGACUGUGGCAUUACUUGCUGCGAAUCUGGCAGUUUCUGCUGUUCUAGCACCAUUCACUUUACGUUUUCGCUCGGCAGCCCCAACGCGUCUCUAUAUCAUCGAAAUGAUUUUUUUGUUGAUGUCUAGUUGCUAGUAUCCGUUAAGAAAUGCUUUUACAUGGACGCUGUUUUCGGAACUUUAGAUACAUCAGUGUAAAUGCUUUUCAUUUCUCAGUGCAUAUGCUGGGCAGUGUUCUGG
Messenger RNA from Dermacentor albipictus, 4737 nucleotides. RefSeq lists its product as uncharacterized. Gene Ontology annotation, molecular function: metalloendopeptidase activity. Gene Ontology annotation, cellular component: plasma membrane. NCBI's taxonomy places the organism in Eukaryota, Metazoa, Arthropoda, Arachnida, Ixodida, Ixodidae. The record is from RefSeq and is a predicted model, not a curated record. Gene Ontology annotation, biological process: protein processing.